AUGAAACAAAAGCAUAAGCUGGCAUUAAUUGUUGGGCUCCCAGUAUUAGGAGUUAUCAUCAUCAUUCUGUUCCUGAUGGCUUCUUGUUGCAGAAGAAAGACAGAAGAAAUUGGCUCCAAAGACAUUGAGACAAAUUUCGAGUUUAAAGAACGGGAGGGAACAGAUAAAGAGGACUUGAUUAGGUUUCAUGGUGCUGAAGAUCUUACCGCAUUUGAUAUACUGGAAGCUCCAGGGGAAGUGAUAGGGAAAUCUAGUUAUGGGAGUUUGUACAGGGCUAAUUUGCUGCGUUCUAAUUCACUUGCACUGCUUAGAUUUGUUAGGCCUACUUGUACAUUGAGGAUUAAAGAAGUUGUGCCAAUUGUUGAGUUGCUUGGGUCUUUGAGGCAUCCAAAUUUGGUUCCUCUGCUAGCAUUUUAUGCAGGCUCAAGAGGUGAAAAACUGCUUGUUUAUCCAUUUUAUCCAUGGGGCACCUUGGCUGAACUCAUUCGAGAUGGAAAUGGUGAGGCUCACAGAUGGCCAAUCAUACAUAAAGUAUCCAUUGGUAUUGCUAGUGGUUUAAGCUAUCUUCACAAUGAUUUGGAGAUGCCUGUAAUACAUGGAAAUAUAAAGUCGAAGAAUGUGAUGCUUGAUCGGCAUUAUCAACCUUUUCUUUCAGACGUUGGACUGCAUCUUCUUUUAAACACAGCUGCAGCGCAACAAAUGCUUGAAGCUUCGGCCGCUGAGGGAUACAAAGCGCCUGAGUUGAUAAAGAUGAAAGAUGUCAACGAAGAGAGUGAUAUUUAUGGCUUUGGAGUCAUCUUACUUGAACUGUUAACAGGGAAGGAUCCCAUUGAUGAGAAUCCUACCCCAGAUCAGGAUUUUCACUUGCCUAAUGCGAUUAGGACUGCAAUACUUGAUGAUCAAAUCAGGGAAUUGUAUCAUCCAGAGAUAAUUCGAGGCCAAAGCAGUGAUGAGAGGGCAUUAACAGAAGAUCGGAUAUUCAGAAUGUUUCAACUAGCCAUGGCUUGUUGUUCUCCUUCACCAUCACUUAGACCUGAUAUGAAGCAGAUAGUCAGCAAGCUUGAAGAAAUUGGAAACUGA
Messenger RNA from Oldenlandia corymbosa var. corymbosa, 1080 nucleotides. Lineage: Eukaryota; Viridiplantae; Streptophyta; Magnoliopsida; Gentianales; Rubiaceae. The record is from the annotation of a GenBank genome assembly.